Spinacia oleracea (spinach) is the source of this 2390-nucleotide messenger RNA. RefSeq names its product dihydroxy-acid dehydratase, chloroplastic. Gene Ontology annotation, biological process: branched-chain amino acid biosynthetic process. The record is from RefSeq and is a predicted model, not a curated record. Gene Ontology annotation, molecular function: dihydroxy-acid dehydratase activity. The transcript has 15 exons. NCBI's taxonomy places the organism in Eukaryota, Viridiplantae, Streptophyta, Magnoliopsida, Caryophyllales, Amaranthaceae. Gene Ontology annotation, cellular component: chloroplast stroma. The coding region runs from base 285 to 2126 and encodes 613 amino acids.
CAAAACAACAACAACAAGAUUCUUAUUUGAUCUUAUUGUUGUUGUUCAACACAAACAAGUAGUCCAAGCCCAUAGACUCCAUAACCCAACAUCCAAUAAAGUGAAUAACAUUCCAACCCCACUUCUAAUCUCUUCGCUUCUUCAAUCCCACUACCACUAAGCAGCCCUCCAUCAGUCUCUCUGCAUUUCUGUGUGAGUGUGUCCGCCAUUUUUGUUGAUUAUAAUCUUCAAAGUUUUCAGCUUUUAGGCGUUUCUGGCAUUACACCCAGCUAUAAUCAACAAAAAUGCAAGCUGCUCUCGUCAUCCCGAAUGUGAGUCCGAAUUUCUCUGCUCCCUGCAUUUCAAGACGAGUAUCUUCGAGUGCUCAAUGCCAACGCCGUUUGAAAUGUGUUUCUGCACUCACAACUCCGGCAGAAUCACCGGCAUUGGUUACAUCGGAAUCCACAGAGGGAAAGCUCAACAAGUAUAGCUCUCGCAUUACUCAACCAAAGUCCCAAGGUGCCGCACAAGCUAUACUCUAUGGUGUUGGACUUUCAGAAGACGAUAUGAGCAAACCACAAGUUGGUAUUUCAUCGGUUUGGUACGAAGGUAAUACCUGCAAUAUGCACCUGUUAGAUUUAGCUGCAGCAGUGAAAGAAGGAGUCGAAGAGGCCGGGAUGAUUGGGUUUAGGUUCAACACUAUUGGUGUUAGUGAUGCUAUCUCUAUGGGUACUAGAGGCAUGUGUUACAGUUUGCAAUCCCGAGACCUGAUUGCGGAUAGUAUUGAGACUGUCAUGUCUGCUCAAUGGUAUGAUGGGAACAUCUCUAUCCCUGGAUGUGAUAAAAAUAUGCCAGGUACAAUCAUGGCUAUGGGACGCCUUAAUAGACCAGGCAUCAUGGUUUAUGGUGGUACAAUCAAGCCUGGUCAUUUUCAAGGGAAUACAUUAGACAUUGUUAGCGCAUUCCAGGUUUACGGGGAAUUCGUUAGUGGAUCUAUAAAUGAGGAGGAGAGGAUGAAUGUCGUCCGUAAUUCCUGUCCUGGAGCAGGAGCUUGCGGUGGUAUGUAUACUGCAAAUACCAUGGCAUCCGCUAUCGAGGCUAUGGGAAUGUCUAUUCCUUACAGCUCGUCAACACCAGCUGAAGACCCUUUGAAGCUAGAUGAAUGUCGUCUUGCUGGAAAAUAUCUCCUCGAUCUGCUUAAAAUGGACUUGAAACCACGAGACAUAAUAACUGAGAAAUCUCUGCGGAAUGCAAUGGUUGUGGUCAUGGCCCUUGGUGGGUCAACCAAUGCUGUCUUGCAUCUCAUCGCUAUUGCAAGGUCUGUUGAUGUGGAAUUAUCUCUUGACGACUUUCAGAAGGUAAGUGAUCAGGUGCCAUUCCUUGCAGAUCUUAAACCAAGUGGCAAAUUCGUCAUGGAAGAUUUGCAUAAGGUUGGUGGCACACCUGCGGUGAUUCGCUAUCUUCUUGAGCUUGGAUUUUUAGAUGGGGACUGCAUCACUGUUACUGGGAAAACACUGGCUGAGAAUGCCAAACUCUUCCCACCUUUGGCUGAAGGUCAGAAAAUAAUACGGUCAUUGUCAAACCCUAUUAAGGAAACGGGGCAUAUACAGAUUUUGUAUGGUAAUCUUGCUCCUGAGGGCUCUGUAGCAAAAAUUACGGGAAAGGAAGGAUUAUAUUUUUCUGGUCCAGCCCUUGUUUUUGAAGGAGAAGAAGUUAUGAUCGCUGCUAUUUCAGAAGAUCCCCAGAGUUUCAAGGGUAAAGUAGUAGUUAUUAGAGGAGAAGGACCGAAAGGUGGACCUGGCAUGCCUGAAAUGUUGACACCAACUAGUGCUAUAAUGGGAGCAGGACUCGGGAAGGAUGUGGCUCUUCUAACUGAUGGAAGGUUUUCGGGAGGUUCACAUGGAUUUGUUAUCGGUCACGUGUGCCCUGAAGCACAAGAGGGUGGACCAAUAGGUCUGGUGCAGAAUGGAGACAUCAUCAUAAUUGACGUCGGGAAAAAGAUAAUGGAUGUUCAGUUGACGGCCGAGGAGAUGGAGGAGCGAAAGAGAAAGUGGACCCCACCUGCAUACAAAGCUAACAGAGGAGUACUGUACAAGUAUAUCAAGAAUGUGCAGUCGGCUUCAAGGGGUUGUGUAACUGAUGAGUGAUGAGUAGCCAAAUUCAGAAAUGAGAAAGCAUUUGAUUAAUCUGAAGCAAACAAAGCUCAUAUUCGAUGGUUCUGGAGAUAGAGUGUAGGUUUGAGCUUUUUGUUAGCCGGUUGUAAUAUUAGCUCUUGUAGCCUAGUCUGUUCUGUUGUAUCUUUUACAGGGUUUAGUAUUAUUGAAACGGAAUGCUGAACACUAACAAAUGUAUGUUGGAAGAGAAAGGGUUAUUCAUCGAAGUUAUUAAUGUUCUUCGUCUUAAACUCUUAA